AAUAGUCCGGCAUUAUAUUGCGGAGCCACUCUUUGAUGGAUGCCUCAGUCUUAUCCCUUCUUCCCUCCGUUCCACGGGAGGAGAGCACGAGAGAUAUGGCGCAUGGAGCAGUGACCGGAACUCUUCCAAUUCCGUACUGUUCUACUGCUCAUCGAAGCGCUUCUCCUUUCCUGGGAAGCGAUCCUGGCUCGGCUUUUCGUCUCUGGACGGUGGCUAAUGGCCGGCGUUUGGCCAGAAAAUGGCCGGCUUCUUUCACGACGAGAGCAUCGGUUUCAACCACAAAGGAGGCCGUGCUCAGAGAUUUUCGUGAUAAAAAAGCGUUAAAGAUCAUCUCAGGACUUCGAAAUUUUGACAAAGACAGUGUUGCAUCUGUUGUUAUCGCUGCAGAGAAGGGAGGUGCUACUCAUGUUGAUAUUGCUUGUGAUCCGGAGUUAGUAAAGCUGGCUUUGAACUUAACCUCUCUUCCGAUUUGUGUCUCUUCAGUAGAUCCCAUGGCAUUCCCCACUGCAGUGGAAGCGGGUGCUCAAAUGGUGGAAAUUGGAAAUUAUGAUUCCUUCUAUGAGAUGGGUAUCCAAUUUUCUUCAGACCAGAUACUAAAGCUAACUCAGGAAACGAAGAAGAUUCUUCCAUCUAUCACACUUUCUGUAACUGUGCCUCACACCCUAAGUCUCCCUGAUCAGGUGAAGUUGGCAGAGCUACUAGAACAGGAAGGUGCCGAUAUCAUUCAAACUGAAGGGGGGAAAUGCUCCAAUCCUUCGAAACCUGGCAUUCUUGGCUUGAUUGAGAAGGCAGCACCAACACUGGCAGCUGCAUAUUCUAUCUCACGAGCAGUCAAAAUUCCGGUUAUGUGUUCAUCUGGACUAAGCGCAGUUACAGCACCAAUGGCCAUAACAGCAGGAGCAGCUGGCGUGGGUGUUGGUUCAGCUGUGAAUAAACUCAAUGAUGUGAUUGCAAUGAUCGCAGAGGUCAAAAACAUAGCUGACUCAUUAGGUCUAUCAACCAGAUGUGUGUCUGAAGAAUUUAGAAUUGUCCAGUCUUAGCUCCAUUACUGUAUCUUGGAACAUGUACACCUAUAAAUUUAUAUCCAUAAAAUGUAACUAAUCCGCAAUUCUGGUGGUUUGCAUUCAGCUAUUAUAUCAGUUGCUUUAACAGUUCUUUCA
Elaeis guineensis (African oil palm) is the source of this 1160-nucleotide messenger RNA. RefSeq lists its product as uncharacterized. The record is from RefSeq and is a predicted model, not a curated record. NCBI's taxonomy places the organism in Eukaryota, Viridiplantae, Streptophyta, Magnoliopsida, Arecales, Arecaceae.